UUCAGUAUAACCCUGUUGAGGGGACAGCAGGACGCUGGGAGGGGGAUGACUUCCUGGAGGUUGAAGACAAAGAUGAAUUUGAACUGGCCUUCAAGAAUGAGGGAUUUGAUGACUCUGAGAGUGUUGGUCCGCAGAGUGUUGGUAGGCUGGACAAAGAGGCUCGCCGUCUGGGGCGGAGCCUGGUCCGGACUGGGGAUGAUGAGGAUGAGGAUGAUGAGGAUGAUGGUGAUGAUGACAUGACGGAUCUGGACACUUCCACCAUCACCUUCACUCCGCUGCUCAGUCGGUGUAGGCCACUGGCCAGAAGUAUUAUUGCAGAAUUGCCCAAAGUCCAGAGUUUCCAGGUGAAUGUAAACAUCCUGGAGGCUCAGAAACUGGUUGGAGUCAACAUCAACCCUGCAGUUUUCCUCAGAGUGGGGAAUCAGAAAAAACACACAGCGACACAGAAAUCUACCAACUGCCCCUUCUAUAACGAGAACUUCCUGUUUGAGUUUUACGACACUCCACAAACCCUCUUUGAUAAAGUCAUAGAGAUAAAGGUGGUGCACAGGCGGAUGUUGGCCUUCCUGAUGACCCACAUUGGAACAUUUAAGAUUGACAUCGCCACCGUGUACAAUCAGCCAGACCACCGUUUCUACCAGAAAUGGGCUCCUCUCACUGACCCGGCAGACACAAGGUCAGGGAUCAAGGGAUACAUCAAGGCCACCGUCAGUGUCCUGAUGAAGGGAGAUGCUAUGAGCAUGCCCAGUCUGCCUCCGUCGUCCUCAUCAGAGGACAUAGAAAAAAACCUAAUGCUUCCUCGUGGUAUGCCUGCUGAGCGGCCGUGGGCUCGGUUCCGUAUCCGGAUCUACAGGGCCGAAGGUCUACCCACUAUGGAGGCAGGGUUAAUGGGCAAAAUGUCAAAGGCCACUGACCGGACUGUCUUCAUUGACCCCUACGUUCAAGUGACCUUUGCUGGACAACAGGGGGAGACGUCAGUCGCCAGUGCUACCAGCAGACCGGUUUGGAACGAGGAGAUUUCCUUCAUCGAGCAGUUUCCUCCUUUGGCUCAGCGAAUCCGAAUUCAGGUCCUUGAUGAUGCCAAGAUGGGAGACAUUGCCCUGGCAACACACUUUCUGGACCUGCAACAGAUUUCGGAUCACACCAGGAACGGGUUUAACCCCACCUUUGGUCCAAGUUGGCUCAACCUGUACGGUUCUCCGCAGAACUCUACCCUUGGAGACGUCCACCAGGCUUUGAACGAGGGUCUGGGUGAAGGAAUCUUUUAUCGUGGUCGAAUCCUCCUCGCCCUCUCUGUGGAAGUUUACAAUUCCCCCGCUGCCGGCACUGGGGAUGCCGGCCCGGCUUCCAUAGCAAAGAUGAAAGGAGCCCUCGGAAAACUGGGACUGAAGAAGAAGAAGAAGGCCAGCAAAAAGGACAAGGCAGAAGCGUCUCUGGAUAGCAGUGGAACAGCUGAAGAAUCAGGGGAUGCGGGAGAAGAGGUACCUGAGGCUGUUACUGUGGAGGUUCAGGAGACCCACCCUCUCCCUGAGGGUUUCCUGGGAGACAAUGUGGAGUUUCUGCUGUUUGCAUCUUUGUUUGAAGUUACUAUGAUAGACCCUUGUGUAGGAAGCAGACCACUGACCUUUGAGCUCUCCAUAGGGAAUUAUGGGAAGGCAGUGAGGGUUGGGAGAUCCACGAAGGGCCAGACAAAGGAGGAGCUGAGAAGGAGCAGGGAGGAUCUGAGUGAAGAGACGGAGAGUCUGCUGGAGUGGGAGGAGGAGCAGUACAAAGAGGAGGUGCUGAGUUUUGAACCUGAAAACAGAUCUUUGACUGCACCCAUGAAACCCCAGCCCACUGAGUACGACAGGUCAUACCAGUGUCUUCCUCUCCAGCCACCCAUCACAAAAGAGAAGCCUUGCCUGUUUGUCUGGAGUCAGUUUGAAGAUCACAGCUUUCGUCUCUAUCAGUCUAAUUGGCUCAACAAGAUGGCCGACAGGCUGGAGAAGGGUCUUGAUGAGGUGGACCGUCUCCUGAGGAGGCCAAAGAGUAAAGUAAAGGAACGUUUGGUGGAGGUGCUGCUCGAGUUGGUGGCCUCCUGCAAACAAUUCACUGGAUUCGCAUUCAGGAAGUCUCAGGCUCGUCCCAACAACCUGGACAAAUGCAGGAGGGAGUUUAUCAAAAAGAAUUUGGUCCUGCUGGCCAGGCGGGCAGUGAGGGCCAGACGGAGGACCACCAGGCGAACAGUCAAACAGCGACUGAUAGACAGCAGGAAAUUCCUGAAGAGACUCCGCCAGCUGGCUAAAGAGCCCCAGAGUACCAUCCCAGAUGUGUUUCUGUGGUUACUGAGUGGAAGGAACCGAUUGGCUUACGUCAGGAUUCCAGCCUACUCCAUUCUGUACUCAGUUGUGGAGGAGCAGAAGGGGAGGGACUGUGGUCGAAUCCUCACCCUCUACAUGAAGUCUCCUGUAGGUGCAGCAAGAGAGAUAUUUGCGAAGCUGGAGGUCUACAUGUGGCUCGGUCUGGCCAAGUACAGUAAAGAGGCCACCAACUCCUUGCCAGAGGAGUUUCUGCCGGUCUUUGAGGAGGAGGAGGAGAAGCAACAAAGGCUGGUCAGCAAAGAGAGGGUGAAGCUUCCUCUCAGUGUGACCUGUCAUGACAGCAGGUACUUCCAGCUACGAUGUCACAUGUACCAGGGGCGUGGCAUGAUAGCUGCUGAUGAUGAUGGCCUGUCAGAUCCCUAUGCCAAGGUCGUCUUCACUACACACUGCCAGGUCACCAGGAUUUUGCAUGACACUCUCUCCCCAGCAUGGUGCGAGUGUUUGUUGUUUGACAUUGUCCUGCUGGAGGGUACAAUGGAGGAGCUCCAACGAGACCCACCCCUCAUCAUCAUCAACUUUUAUGACCACAAUGCUGUGGGUGGUUCGAAGCCUCUGGGUCGGGCAUUUGCUGAGCCAGAUUUUAAACCUGCAGACCAGGUCUACCAGAAGCCCCACCUUCGUUUCUAUGACAUAAACAUGGGCAGGGCCACCGCUGGCGAGCUACUAGCUGCUUUCGAGCUCAUUGAGCUGGACUACUCGGGGUUUCGAGAGCCAUGUCUCCCCAGGAGUGUGGACCCUCAAGAGCUGACCUUCAUAGAAGAGGACAGAUAUUAUACCAUCCCAGACGGAGUCCGACCUGUCAUGAGGACGUUCAGAAUUGAGGUGCUGUUCUGGGGUCUGCGGGACCUGAAGCGGGUGCAGCUGUUUGAGGUGGAGCACCCCCAGGUGAAAGUGGAAUGUGCAGGACGACAGCUGGAGUCUGAAGAGAUUGAGAGCUACAAGGCUCACCCCAACUUCAAAGAGCUAGUCCGCUACAUCGAUGUGGAUCUCCCAGAGCAGGCCUACCUCCACCCACCUCUGACAUUAUUUGUGGUGGAGCAACGGGCAUUUGGUCGGCUCGCUUUGGUUGGGACCCAUGUGGUCCAGAGCCUCAUGGACUAUGGCCGAGACCACAGCAUGGAGGAGGGAGAAGAAGAGGAGGAGCCAAAACCAAAAGUGAAACAGGCUGCAGCGAAGGUCACUCCUCUGGGGACAAUGAAGCAAAUGAAACUCACCACCCUCCCAAUCAAAAAGUCAAAGAUUCCCAACCCCAUGAAGCUGAUUAAGGCUCCCCUGGCUCCCCUAAAGAAGAUAAAGUUUAAAGAAGAAGAGCUGGAGGAGGACGUGCCUGAGAAGGAGGAAUUGGACUGGUGGUCCAAAUAUUAUGCCUCACUGGAGGAAAUGGAGAAACAGGCAGCUGAGGAGGAGGAGAAUGAGGAACACGCAGAAGCAGAUGGAGCAAAUCUGACCAUGGCAAACAUUGAAGAGGAGGAGGACGAAAUUGUGGUGGAGCCUGAACCUCCUAAACGCAAGAAGAUCGCCACACUAAAGCUGUAUCCAAGUGACCUGGAGUCUGAGUUCAGACAGUUUCAGGACUGGCUGAAAGUCUUUCCACUUUAUAAAGGCAAAGCGAGUGUUGAGGACGAGGACGAGGAUGAGGAUGAUAGGCUGAUGGGAAAGUACAAGGGCUCUUUCCUAGUUUAUCCACUUGAUCCAGGAGACGAAGAAGACACCAACUGUCAGAUCACAGAGGGAAUCCCCAAAAACUCACCAAUCAAAAUCUUAGUCAGAGUCUACAUCGUCAAGGCCACCAGUCUGGCUCCCACAGACCCAAAUGGUAAAGCCGACCCUUACCUGGUGUUACGAGUUGGAGAGCAGAGUCUAGACACCAAAGACCGAUACAUCCCCAAACAGCUUAACCCUGUAUUUGGAGAGGUGUUUGAUUUCACGGUGUCCUUCCCACUGGAAACAGAGCUGGUUAUCACAGUGCUGGACCACGAUUUUGUGGGUGCUGAUGAUGUUAUUGGUGACACGCGCAUUGACCUGGAGAACCGGUUCUAUAGCCGCCACGGAGCCUGUUGUGGUCUGGGUCUUUACUACGACACUGACGGUUACAAUAAGUGGCGUGAUUCAAAGAAGCCAUCGACUAUCUUGGCAGAGCUCUGCAGGAAGAACGGCAUAUCGUCUCCAGAGUACCGAACAUCUCAGGUCAAAGUCCUCAACAAGAUCUUCAAGAUCCCACCUGAUGCAGUACCUGAAGCUCUGUUGAAGAAGAACCAACGAACCCCAGAGGAGGAGGAAGAGAUGGAGCAGCAUGUAGCCCUGAGCGUGCUGCACCGCUGGGGGGAGAUGAAGGAGUUCCUCCCUGGAGCCCUCCCUCAGGUCCCUGAGCACGUGGAGAUCCGGUCCCUGAUGAAUACUGACAAACCUGGAAUGCCACAGGGUUACCUUCAUAUGUGGGUGGACAUAUUUCCUACUGAUGUCCCUGCUCCACCCCCUGUUGACAUAAAGCCUCGCCUACCUGAACAGUAUGAGCUGCGUGUGAUCAUCUGGAACACGGAUGAUGUGUUUCUGGAUGAUGUCAACCCGUUCACAGGCGAACCAUCAUCUGACAUCUACGUUAAAGGCUGGAUCAAGGGACUGGAGGGAGACAAACAGGAGACUGAUGUCCACUUCAACUCUCUGACUGGAGAAGGAAACUUCAACUGGAGAUUUGUGUUCCGCUUUGACUACCUUCCUACUGAGAAAGAGGUGGUGUAUAAGAAGAAGGAGUCCAUCUUCUCUCUGGAUGAAUCAGAAUUUCGACAGCCGGCUGUUCUGGCGCUGCAGAUCUGGGACUACGAUCGCAUCGGCGCCAAUGACUUCCUGGGUGCCAUAGAGCUGCGUCUCAGUGACAUGGUACGAGCUGCCAAAUCAGCCAACAAGUGUUCUAUUGACAUGGCGAAGGAUCGGGCCGGCCCUCGAUUCUCUAUCUUUCGCGCCAAGAAGAUGAAGGGCUGGUGGCCAAUGACCCGCCUGAAAACAGCCGAGGACUUUGAGAGGGAGGAGAAGGAGAAGGAGGAAGCCAAGAAGAAGGGAAGCAAGAAGAAGAAGAAGAAGGACAAGAGCAAGAGGAGCAAGCUGAAGCCGGAGGAAAUCCAGUACACUGACAGCACCGGAAACACUCAUCUGCUAAUGGGGAAGGUGGAGGCCGAGCUUCAGCUGGUGACACUGGAGCAGGCGGAGGCCAACCCUGUGGGCCGGGCGCGCAAGGAGCCAGAGCCUCUCGACAAACCAAAUCGUCCUACGACCAGCUUCUCCUGGUUUGUCAACCCAAUGAAGACCUUUGUCUUCCUCAUCUGGAAGAAGUACAAGAAGUUCAUCAUUGCCUUUGUCAUCCUCGCCAUCCUAACAAUCUUUCUCGUCCUCAUCCUCUACACGAUGCCGCAGCAAAUCUCCUCUCUCAUCAUCAAAGGAUGAAGAAACCUGUGCAGAGUCUUCAUCAUCUCCUGCUGGAUAUCCCACACUGUCUCAGGUUUCUGAUCCUGACCUGGUCUAGUUCACAAACUGACUGAAGUCAUUAUUUACUUCUCAGUCUGAUUUCGGUGGAACUUGAACAGUAAAAUGGUAAAUUUAACAGUGACUGCACUAUAUUACCCAGAAUCCUUGUUAAUAUAAGCACUACCUGGGAGAUUGGAGGAAUAAUCAGAUCUGUUUUACUGUUGAAUUCAUCCAACACCAGAGGAAAUUACUUUAUCUGUUAGGUGUCUGCAGAUUUAACUCUAUAUAUUUAUAUUGUGUAAAUUAAAAAUUGGUUGACUCUAAAACUGUUGCAGAACUGGGCAGAUAGCACAAAUCUGAGUGGCUACGUUCACACAUUUUCUAGAUAGAAACAUAACUACUGUAUAUAAAUCUAAUUUCAUUGAUGAAAUUUAUAGAUGGGUGACAAAUGAAAGGAAAACUGUGACUAAG
Monopterus albus (swamp eel) is the source of this 6290-nucleotide messenger RNA. RefSeq names its product fer-1 like family member 4 (gene fer1l4). NCBI's taxonomy places the organism in Eukaryota, Metazoa, Chordata, Actinopteri, Synbranchiformes, Synbranchidae. The record is from RefSeq and is a predicted model, not a curated record. Gene Ontology annotation, cellular component: membrane. Gene Ontology annotation, biological process: plasma membrane organization. The coding region runs from base 237 to 5798 and encodes 1853 amino acids. The transcript is spliced from 45 exons.